Penicillium alfredii is the source of this 624-nucleotide messenger RNA. RefSeq names its product nuclear transcription factor Y subunit beta. Gene Ontology annotation, biological process: regulation of transcription by RNA polymerase II. NCBI's taxonomy places the organism in Eukaryota, Fungi, Ascomycota, Eurotiomycetes, Eurotiales, Aspergillaceae. The record is from RefSeq and is a predicted model, not a curated record. Gene Ontology annotation, molecular function: protein heterodimerization activity; RNA polymerase II cis-regulatory region sequence-specific DNA binding; DNA-binding transcription activator activity, RNA polymerase II-specific. The transcript has 4 exons. Gene Ontology annotation, cellular component: CCAAT-binding factor complex; nucleus. The coding region runs from base 1 to 624 and encodes 207 amino acids.
AUGUCGUCGACCUCUCCCUCUAAGGAGCCGGAAGUUGAGCCCGAGGUGCAAUCGGGUGAAGACCCAGAACAAAUGGAACGCGAGCACGACCAACUCCAUGGCCAGGGCGAGUUCGAGGUGAAGGAGCAAGAUCGGUGGCUUCCGAUUGCCAAUGUGGCCCGCAUUAUGAAGCUCGCUUUGCCCGACAACGCGAAGAUCGCAAAAGAAGCCAAGGAAUGCAUGCAAGAAUGUGUGAGCGAGUUUAUCUCGUUCAUCACGAGUGAAGCCUCGGAAAAAUGCCAGCAAGAAAAGCGCAAGACAGUCAAUGGCGAGGAUAUCUUGUUCGCGAUGACCUCGCUUGGUUUUGAAAAUUACGCUGAGGCUCUCAAGAUCUACCUUUCCAAGUAUCGUGAGACUCAAUCUGCACGAGGCGAGAACCAGGGUCGACCCCCGAGCAGCGGCUAUGGUGCCGGACCCGUGGGUGGUCCGAGUGGUGCCCCUCGCCCUACAGGGUUCCCGGAUGCUGAGAGUGCGAACAGCAUCUUGAACCCCAGCCUCGAUCCGUCGGAGCAAGAAGCCGCUGCCUACGGCUAUCCUUCCAUGGUCCCACAACCUCACAACGGAGCGGGUGGUGACACGUACUAG